AUGCCAGCCAGCUUUUCAGGAUAUCUGGGUGAGCAUGGAAGCCCGCAGCCUACACAAGAUGCACACGAAGGCCGAAGCAAGGCAACCACUGAAGUCCCUCAGGACCACAAGGGCCCACCUUGGCAACAUUUCCAAGGACCGGAUGAUUCAGAAAGCGUUGUCAGCGAAUUGAUAUUUCGGCUUAAGGAAAGUAUUAGCGAGCAGGCAGGGAGCUGGUGGAGGGCUUCAAUGGCAAAGGCGGCGAAGAGGCCUCUGCUCGCUUCAUACGAAACGGCUCCAGAGGAAACCUUCGCAAGCACCCAUGAAAUCCAAGAUGAGCUUGUUCCAGGACCGAAUGAGAAUUCUGUUUUCAGCAGUAAUUGGCACGAUCGCCUGCAGUGGGCAUUUCAGCGGGUGCUCACCCUCCGUGAGUCCCAGGACUCGAGGUCAGCAAGCCAGCUCAGAAGACGACUUUUCGAACGCGAGCUGGCCCUCAAUCACGAGAUUGGAUCAUUUGCGGCAGCUGCCCGUGCUGCAGCAGUAGUGUUGGUGCACUCUCUGACCUUGGAAGAACGAGAUGGUUCAGGGGAGAAGUUCAAGCCUGCGAACGAGGAGAGGCAACAGCGAAAAGGACCAGCCCAGUGCUUCAUCCGCAUAAGACAAGAAGAGCAUUCGACCUUGUGGCGUGUCUAUCAACCAAAGUUUCCAGACGACGAAGUUUACGUCUUUGACAGUCUGGUCCUGACGGUCAUAGUGGGAGACGCCCAAGCAAACAUCAAGCCACACUUUGCAAAAGAAGUCUACCAGAACGAUGUGAAGGGCCGACAGGCAGUUGCAGAUGCAGUGUAUGCGACAGUUUUCGCGCGAAAGAAAGAGACAGAUUUGCGCCUCCUCAGUCGCUUUCAGCAUCAACGCGGUCAUCAGCGCGACCUUCGGCAACAAGUAGAUACCGCGUGGAACUUGCACGACCCAACUAAAUUUGAGCGUGCCAAACUUGGGCUUCCAAUCGUUUGCCUUGUUGAUUAUGCCGGCUUCGCUGUCCUAGUUGAGCCGCUUAUACCCCUUAGCCCAGCCCCCGUCAACGUCUUGGAAGAACUGGUGGCGGACAUUCGCCGUUGCCUUCCCGACUUUGUACAGCAGUGUGGAAACAUUGGUAACCCUCUCGGGUGCUUUGAUGCCUUAGACAAAGUAGACCGCUCUACCUAUCAUAAAUUUAAGAACAUUGCCGGCUUUUUGAACCUGGCAGACUAUCCGUUUCCUCGUGGCGCUUCAGACUUCGCCAUGCCGUUGCCUCCAGCGGCGCUCUGGAGGUCUCAGGUGGACCACUUUUGCAUAUUUCGCAAUCUCCAUGAAGCGCUGCCUCCGAAGUGUGAUGAUGGGAGAGUGGUACCGGAACAAAGGUUCCGACAGACUUUUCUUUCUCGCGUCUUUGAUGUUGCGUUGCCUUGCACGAGCAGAGAGCAGCACAGGGCUACAGAGAUACGUGCCUCAAAGUUUGCUCAGCAGCAUACACCAUUACGUGGAACGCUGGAGGCGCUUUCUGUGGCUGCGCGCUCAUUGGAGCUUGCUAUCAAGCAGGACGUCGUACCCACAAUCAACGCACUGCAAAAAAAUUUUUUGGAUUCACAUGACGUUGCACAUGCUCUUCAUACCCAUGGAAUUAACAUUCGAAAUAUGGCUCAGCUGUUAAAACAUGGUCCUGCUUCACCAUUUAAGGAUGCUAUCAUCCGCGAGGUAGUGGCCAGAUCAGCUAAACACUUAUUCCGCCUGCAAGUUGAGAAACUUGCUGGAGGCGGAAUGGUUGACACCAGCCACAUGGAAGAAAUUCAACGUUUGGUUGUGAAGCUUUUUAAUUUGGUCCUCUCUACGAAUGAAGAGUCAAGGAUUUUUUGGAGCCACCAAAUACUUCCGCUAGCCUUAGAGAGGUACAGGGUAGAUCUGACUGAAAUGGCCUCUCCGGAGAGCGUUUGCACGUAUUCCCUCUUCAAGGCCAUGGAAUACAACUUGAGCGUUCAAUUCGAUAGCAAUGUGACUGCGCGUUCAACGAGUCCAUCCGGCGAAGCAUCUCUGGAGCUUCGACUGCCAUUGACUGUAGCAGACUUGUCUACAUUCUCCAGCCGUCGGGACUCUCUGCUCUUUCCUCACAUUUCACAGGUGAGAGGGGCGCUCGUUGGGGGUUGCCAGACAGAUGCCGACAAUGAUAAUGACGGCGAGGACUGGGGGCCCCAACUACGAUCAACCAAGCGCCGCAUACGACACUUCGAAAACACCGAUGUGUCCACGGAUAAAGACGAGAGUACCAAGCUAAGGGCUCCCGGUACAGCGGCAAAACUGCAAAAGUUUGCAGAGCUGCGGGAAGUUCGAGGGUUUUAUCCCAGACUCCACCUCGUCGCUCCGGAAACUCUCGCUCUUAUGCAGGCAGCUAGUGCGGCGACUGUAGCUGGCGCAAGUAGCCCUUCUUUAGAUGUCCUUCUAGACAACAUGAAGGCUGAUCUGUCUGCAGAGCUCAAGAUCACUGCUAAGUUAACGCUCGGUUCGGGACCCUACAGGAAAUGGGUCGGCUAG
Molecule: messenger RNA, 2544 nt
Organism: Eimeria acervulina
Lineage: Eukaryota; Apicomplexa; Conoidasida; Eucoccidiorida; Eimeriidae
Exons: 14
Coding region: 1-2544 (847 amino acids)
Source: RefSeq, a predicted model, not a curated record